AUGCCCGAGAAAGUCGUCAUAGUUGGCGCUGGGCCUGUCGGCUCGUUAGCAGCCCUGUACGCUGCUAUCCAGGGUUUUCAUGUCGACAUCUAUGAAUUGAGAGCCGAUGUUCGCCAACCAGGAACAACGCUGCUGUACUCUACCAAAUCCAUCAACCUUGCUCUAUCAGAACGUGGAAUCAAUUCCCUCCGCCAGACUGGUCUUGCUAAUCUUGCCCAUGCCGUCCUCGACGAGACGUUCCCUAUGCAUGGUCGCAUGAUUCACCUUGACAAGCAAGGCGAAUAUGUUCGUACUCCCCAGCUGUAUGAUGCUCGUGGAAAGAGUCUCCUGGCAAUGGACCGAGCAGGCCUCAACAAGACUCUCCUCGACCACUUGGAGUCCAUGCCCAACGUUCGUUUCUUCUUCAACUACAAGCUCAUCAGCGCAGAUUUCAAGAAGAAUCUCGCCUGGUUCGAACGCCACAGCAAACCCGAUGACCCUGCCCGAGGCACCGAGAUUGAGGUCAAGUUCGACUUGUUGAUUGGCGCUGACGGUGCCCAUUCAGCAGUGAGAUACCACCUCAUGAAAUUCGUUCCCAUGGGAUACCAGCAAGAAUACAUAGAUAAGCUGUGGUGUCAAUUUCUGAUCCCACCAGGACCAACCGGAGAUUUCCGCUUACCCCCAAACUAUUUACACAUCUGGCCACAGGAUGAAUCCAUGUUUAUAGCAUUACCAAAUCUUGAUAAGAGUUUCACAGCAACCCUGUUUCAUACCAGAGCCGGUUUCGACGAGUUGGACACUUCGGGCAAAGUUAUCGAGUACUUCCAACAAAAGUUCCCUGGCGUUGUCCCUAACCUCAUCACCCCAGAGGACCUGCGCAAACAGUAUACCGAAAACGAGCAUCUGCCUCUCAUCUCCAUCAAGUGCUCGCCGUACCACUUUGGCUCCUCGGGUGUCAUAGUCGGUGACGCUGCACACGCCAUGGUUCCCUUCUACGGACAAGGAAUGAACGCUGGAUUGGAAGAUAUCCGUGUACUCUUCGAAUUUCUCAGAAAACACCCACAUGAUCGCAGUAGAGCCCUGAAGGAGUACUCCGAGCAACGCACACCCGACGCCCACACUAUUAAUGAUCUUGCGCUUCGCAAUUACUACGAAAUGGCCACCGACGUCAAGAAACCCUUGUACCUACUGCGGAAGUGGUUGGAAGAAAAACUAGAUCUUUACCUCCCAAGCGCGGGUUGGGCUACGCAAUAUUCACGCGUCACAUUCAGCAACAUGCGGUACUCGGAGGUGCAGGGCCGCGCACACAGACAAGCGAGUAUACUCAACAACGUGGUAGGGUUUGCUUUCGUUACCUUCAUAGGUUCGGGACUUUGGUUUGCUGGGUCUGGCGGCGUGCAGAGGGCGAAGAUGGGUGUCAUGAGGUCAAUUUGUUUGUUUGCCCAAGGAGCACAGAAAUUGGUUCAAGGCUGAUGAAAUACGUGAGACGCCCAUGUAUUCUCGGCCAAGUAACAGAACAUGCACAUAGUGUGCUCACUGGUUCUCUCCAUCAUGAGACCCUGAUACAAUUUUUUGUCAAAUGGUCGGAUAUACUGGUCCAGCUGGUCCAGGUCCCCUACUCAAAUCUUCUUUCGUGCUCUCCGAGCCUUCUUCUUUGUAGGCUCCUUGUACGUCUCGUCUUCAUCCUCUCCUCCGACAACAUCAGACCCAUCCUCGACCAUCGCUGCAUCAUCAUCAUCACCUUCGGCGGUGGCAGUUUUCUUCCCUUCCCCUCUCCUCCUUUUGCUCUUCUUCCCUGCAUCUGCAGUCCUAGCAGCAGCCUCUCCAGCCUCGGCAUCUGCACCACCCCUCUCCUUUUCCGCCAAUUUACUCAGCGCAGCCCCCAAUCUCGCACCCUUUCCCUUGCCUGCAACACCCCUAUUCCGGGGUGCGAAAGCCCCCGCCCCAACACCACCGUCAAAAAAUCUAGUGAUAUUGGCCUGCGUGCCUUCUUUCUCCCUGCGAUUCAUAUCCUUGAUGACUGGCACGAGAACCUCAUCGGUGCGCUCCCUACUCCAGCCGAUCUGGUUUGAUAAGAAUGAGCGCAGCGCAUCGAGAUCUGGGACACCCCAUUGAAACGGUUCAGGGCUAUCGUCCACUUCCGGAUGCAAGUACGCUUCCGCGACGCGAGGAUCUGGAAAUCCAGUUGGCAAGAAAAGCUUCGUAGCCUGUGAGCGGCGGAAACGACGGCGGAUAGCGCUGGCUUUGUCCGCAUCUUUUGAGAUGGUGCCGUUUUGAACGCCUGACCACCAUUCUUUGAAGUGGGCUAGGGUCUGGAACUCCGAGAGAAGUUCGAGCGCGGUGACGGGCCCGACGCCCGGGAUACCCGUAGUGUAGUCUGACCCGAGGAGUUGCGCGAUGUCAAUGAGUUUGUCGCGGGUGAGAGCGAAUUCCGAGGUGAGAUCGGAUGCGAGGUAGCAUUCUACAAAUUUAGCCGUGUUGAACAUGUUCUUGUACACUCGUGUGCCGCCGAAAAGGAAUGUAUCCGAAUCGUCUGUCACAAUGCCGUCCACGAGGCCGAGAUUGACGAGUUCUGCGCAUUGCGCUUCGGCUUCCAUCGGCGCGGUAACAUAGGGGAGGCCGAAGAGAGUGAGGAGGUGCUGACAUUCUGCGAUCAUAGUCUGUGUAACCUCGUCUGCGUCCCUACGGUCUUUCUUUUGUUGAGCUCGAAGUUGUUUGAGUUCGUCGUCGAAAUUCACCUCUGUUCUUGGGUUGUUGCUUAGUUCUUGGGCGAAACGUGCAUGUUCUUCGGCCUCUUUGGCAAGAGACGCUAAUAACUCCACAUCUUCGGGAUCCGAGUACUGGUCGGAUUCGUCCUCUGGAAUCUCGAUUGGGAUGUCUUUGAGGUCUGCAGGGGCAGCAGGGGCAAUAGGCACAUUGAGGUCGUCGGGACCUUGAAGUAUAUUUGGAGAUAAUGCACGUGGGCGCCGCGGUCUCGGCGCUUCUGCUAACAAUUCUUCGUUUGGCGAGGAUGAUGAUGGUCUAGUGGGCGCUGUCUGGUUCAAAUUAUCCUUGGCCUGCAUAGGAACGUCCUCAAAUUCCGGGGAAGGUGAUGUGACUAUAUUUAUCAUCGAUCCAGGGUUUGUUUUUACGGGAACGUCUUCGAAUUCUGUACGUGCUGAUGUCUCGGGCUCACUCUCUGACCAUUCGACCGGCUCAUCAUCGGAUUCAGUCAUGAACAAGCCUUUCUCUGUCAUAGCUUUGUUUGUUCGUAGGGGUGACUCUGUGAUUGUUGGAUGGGGCUGAGGAGGAUCUGUUUGUACUCUCUCAGCCAGAUUUUCCAUUCGAGGUGGCCCUUCCACCACUGGUACAAUGUCCGUAUCUUCAUCCUUCGUGACAUCUGGAGAUACACUAUGCACUGCUUCGGAGCCCUCCUGUGACGGAGCUUCCAAGUCAAUUACUUCAUUCCACUUACGCAAAGUUGAGCGUUCUUGGAAUUGAUAAGAAUCGUCGUGAUCUUUUCGAGCUUGCUCCCAGUCCCUCUUCUCAACAUCGCGCAAUGCACUCAUCUCCUCAGUCACAUCUCGUCCACCGUUGAACCAUGGUGGUAAUGGUUCAGCUGCCGUCUUUUUGUUCUCCUGAGAAUCUUUUUCAAACCCGCCUGCAUUGGCCUCUUCUAACUUCUGCAUCUUCUUCUUCCCCAACAGGGAGCUUCCCAAGUUGAGCCUUUCGAAUGGAAGAGGGCCAUCGAAGCCGGGGGUCUUCGUCGACUUCAUGGCAGAAUUGGAUGCAGCUGGUGCUUCAGAUGACGAGGGUUGAGGAGAAGGACGGCGGGCUAUCGGUAGUCGCUUUGACUUUCUUGACUCUGCCAGAGCAGCUUGGAGAUCCAUCUCAUCAUUCUCACUAUCGCUCCCGUGAAAAAGGAUACUGGAAGCCGCCUUUUUGCUGCGCUGAUUAGCUAACCUAGCUAAAGCAAUCCCAGAGCCUCUAGUCGCUGUAAAUGGAUUAGUCUCCUUCGCACGUUCUUGUUGGAAAACUUCCUGCAUAAUGUCUUCUUCAGAUUCUUCGCCCGUGUUCUCCCCACCUUGCUGCAUGGACAGAGAAAUGGCCUUCUGGAGUUGUUCUUCCUCGUAAUCAGCCUGAUCAUCCUCCUGGUCCUUGAAAAUGUCGUCAGGGACAUUGGUCGCCUUGCGCCCCCACUCCCCGUGGUCGUCCUCGUCUGCCAAGAACAGCGAAUCGGGAUCCUGAGCCUCGGGAGCUGCUGACUUGGGUGGUAUGGGUCUUAUAGGCGUCUCGUUUCUCGAUCCCGAAUCUCCUUGACGACGCCUAGCCACCUCCCGCGAAAUGAAAUUUCGACCUUCUCGAUCCCUGGCAGAUAGUCCAGGCUUAGGUUUGGGCAGACGAUUCAAGCCUUCGAUUGGCACAUCUUCAAAAUCAUCCUCAUCCUCCCAUUCAUUGUCAUCCAAUUCCGUCGGUGGAACGUAAUCAACAUCGAUUGGUUUGUGGGCCUUCCCUUCGUCUUUGUUGGUGACGACUCCGAGCGCCCAUCCGCCUUCGACGCCUUCAUUCUUGACCAGCACAUAUUCUCUACCUUUUUCACCAGCGACACGGUUGGAACCAAACGUGGUAUCAUCAGACAUGCCAUUCAGAUUCAUCAGCCGCUGGGUGAGUUCAUUUCGUUCGCGCACUCUCUCGAUUUGGAAUCUCGAGAAAUCCAUACGAUUAGGGAACAUGGUAUCUAGUUGAUCCUUUGAGUAUCCCAUCCUCAAGCGGCUUCUCAAUCGAGCCGCAUUGAGGAUGUUGUAUCGAUCGGAAGCAGGCAAACUGACGAAAAACGGACUAUCGAAAUCGAUUUUAGAGAAGUCGUAAACAUUGAUAUCUUCACCAGUAUCGAAUUGCCUCGCAUAUUCUUCAAGCUCCUCCAAGCUCAUAAUUCUCGGAUCGUUCGGCUGCCCCAUUUCCGCCAGCGAGGCGCCCAACGCAGGCAGGUGAUAUUGAUCCUUCUUUUUGAAGUGCCGAUUCUGGAUGCGCUCCUGAGGAGUCUGUAGAAUCUCAUCUGCGUAUACGAUGUUCUCCGGUAUCGCUUCCUCGGGCUCCUCUCUCGGAUGCCUGACCUCUUCCUUCCUUUUCUUCUCUUCCUCCUCUGCAACCCGCUGCAUCUGAAUAGCAAGAAGCUUUCCAGCUGUUUUCAAGGCAUCUUCGCGUCUACCUUCGCGCCGGGACUUGCGAUUAUUGAUAGUCUGCCUCUUGAGUGCCGGUGCACCGCCAUCGAACACGAACACGGGCUUGAUGCCGAUAAAGAGGAGCUUGCAUAUCCGACGGAAGAAGCCGACAAUAUGGCUAUUGCGUAGCGCAUUGCCUUCUUUAUCACGAACCGCUUUGAGAAAUUGGUAGAUCCAGAUAGACGCAUCCACGGCGAGUCGUUUCUUGUUCAGCGUCUCGAUUCGGAUAGGCCGCGCGCAGGGUUGGAGAACAGUCCAUAGGCCGGUGACACCCAUGGCAUCUGG
Messenger RNA from Periconia digitata, 5465 nucleotides. NCBI's taxonomy places the organism in Eukaryota, Fungi, Ascomycota, Dothideomycetes, Pleosporales, Periconiaceae. The record is from the annotation of a GenBank genome assembly.